CGGCGAGUUCGGGCAGCGGCUAGCGGGCGCGGGGAAGGAAACGAAAGAGCAGUUGGGGGUUGGCGCGUGGCUGGUUGUUUUAUAACACCUAGCCUUUGUGUUGUAUAUUUGCAACAUCAAAGUCAAAUUUUUACAACACUUGAAGCUGGUGUUGUAAAAAAAAUUACAUAUACAACACUGUUGAAGCACUAUUUUUGGGCUUAAGUGUUGUAUAAGUUAGUUAUUUUUACAUAUACAGACUUAUUGGAGAUGCUCUAACAAUCAACAAGGCAGCGACGAGCACCGUGAGAGAUAAGAAAGACAGCAGCAAGCAUCUUCAUGGCCGGGUCACGGAAACUCUCACGCUGGAGUAGGAGACGGCGAGUGCAGCGUGCCAGGAUGCGUCGCGAGUUCACGGUCAGAACCCCAUCGAUGUUGACAGAAUAUCCGCAAUUCCGGGCAAAAUCGAUAUUUCUGACCUUUCUGAUGAAAAAAUUCAUAAACUGAACCAUGUUUGAAAUUUUUCGCUGAACUGAUCCUUUUGUGUGGCGUCCAAUACACACGCGUCACACUACCAAUACACACGCGUCACACUACACUAUAUGACGCCUUAGACGUAGGCGUCAUACUCCCGUCCACGCUGGCGUCCGAUCCCACCGCACUGCACCCCCAGCAGGUGUGACGCCUAAGCCUCACGCGUUGCACUCACGGUAGUGUGGCGCCGAGUGCUUAGGCGUCACACCCUGGUGAGAGGCCGGCGGCCAUGGCGAGAAAACGCGAAAGGAGGCUGGGGAUUUGACGGAUCCGAGCACGAGGAAUCCAUUCCCGGUGACGAUGGGCCUUGGGAUGAUGCGGACGGGCGAGCUCCAUGGGCGGCGGCGACGAGAUUCUGUUCUGUUCCUGACACAGAGAAACGAAGCAAGACGAGAGAGUUCAGAGGAGGAAGGAGGUGCUCAUAUGGAGGAUCCUGACACGGGCGGGGCGGCGCCAUGGAGAUGGAGGGGGCCAAUGAGCCAACCCGACCGGAGCACUUUGGGCCCGUUGGGGGAGCUAACACCGACAGGAACUGCGGCUAUCCCCCAUGCCUUGCCGGUGCACCAAGCUUCAGAGGCACACCGCGAAGUGAACCGGGAGCUGGGGCGCGCGACGUCGGCACGCAACGCAGCGGGAGCCGAAGGCCGGGCGCGGCAGCGGGAGAGGAGCUGGAGGCGCGGGCCCGGCACGGUGCGGGCAAGGCGCUGGGUAGAGCGGGGGCAGGUGCAGCUCCUGCUGGUUGAGGACGACGACAGCGAGUUGUUGAUAGUGCACACCGCCGUAGCAGACUCACGUGGAAGUUGCACGAAGCCUCCAACACUUUGCGGACGAAGCUACCCUUCCAUUGUCGUUCCUAUGCAGGAAGAAGAGAUAGAGAUGAAGCUAAGAGACAGAGAAAGGAGAAGAGAAAACGAAGGCAGAGGGGCGAUGAUGGCCUGGUCGACGGGGAGACGAGGAGCAGCGAAUAAGUGAGGG
Molecule: messenger RNA, 1488 nt
Organism: Hordeum vulgare subsp. vulgare (domesticated barley)
Lineage: Eukaryota; Viridiplantae; Streptophyta; Magnoliopsida; Poales; Poaceae
Exons: 2
Coding region: 814-1485 (223 amino acids)
Source: RefSeq, a predicted model, not a curated record